This is a messenger RNA of Emericellopsis cladophorae, 3459 nucleotides long. Its product is annotated as Mitochondrial-processing peptidase subunit alpha. The record is from RefSeq and is a predicted model, not a curated record. Lineage: Eukaryota; Fungi; Ascomycota; Sordariomycetes; Hypocreales; Bionectriaceae. Bases 1 to 3459 code for a protein of 1152 amino acids. Gene Ontology annotation, molecular function: protein binding; metal ion binding; metalloendopeptidase activity. The transcript is spliced from 3 exons. Gene Ontology annotation, cellular component: mitochondrion.
AUGCUGUUCACACACUCCGCCAGCUUCACGCAGCCCGCGCAUCAAUCUACCGCGUUGCACUCGACAAUUUCGAAUUCUUCGUCCCAUCACAGCAACUUCACCAGCGGUAGCCCUCCCGGCGGGUCGUCGUCCUCACCCACCGAGUCAAGCUCCCGUCGCCGAUUGCGAAGGCUAAGUCAGCUGCGCUACAACCCCAGUCACCUGCUCUCUCGCGACAGCAGCAGCCACAACAGUCACGAGCACCAGUACCAGCAACAACAGGGAAGCGCAUUACCACGAUCAUCGCAGCAAGGCGUUUCGACAACCAGCAGGAACAGUAACCGUUUGACUCUGGUCAACGGAACGCAGCCCCAGACCACAUCCAAUACGGUCUCGUCGCGGGCGCAGCCCACGGAAACCAACACCGCUGGUGCUCCCGCCACCUCCACCAACAGCGCGAUAUCGACCACACCCUCGGAUAACUCUGCCUCGGUCACCACUCGCACAGUCGACCAGGACAUCCCGCGUGUUCCAUCUCUACCGCAGUCUUCAAGCGAGAACAGCUUCGUCGAUUCGGCAGCAUCUCAUCAAUCAGGCUCUGCACCAGCGCCUCCGCCACCCCAGACGAGUGAUCCGCCACUGAACUCGCAGCCAACAAUGCCGCGACCCAGAGCCUCGACGACGGGUGAAAUGGCAGGCGGCGUUGCUCCGGCGAGCACAGCCGUGAAUGCAGUCGAGUUGCUGCCUUCCAUCCGACUAUCUUCCUAUCUCGACCCUCGCUCGCCGCGCCCGUCCCUGUCUUUUUCACCCGUGACCCGAACGCUGCCCACCGGGACAGAAAUCAUUCGAGUCGGUCGUUAUUCGGAGCGCGAAAAUCGCGACAUGGGCAAUGUGCACAACACGCAGCCUUCAGGAGCACCAGUCGGCUUCAAAAGCAAAGUUGUAAGCCGCCGGCAUUGCGAGUUUUGGUACGAGGAUGGCAAAUGGUUCAUCAAGGAUGUCAAGAGCUCAUCAGGUACAUUUCUGAACCACAUCCGCCUCAGCCCUCCAAGCCAGGAGAGCAAGGCGUUCCCCAUCAACGAUGGCGAUCUUGUGCAACUAGGUAUCGACUUCAAAGGGGGCGAAGAGCCCAUUUUCCGAUGUGUCAAAGUACGCAUUGAGCUGAACCGUGGGUGGCAAAACAAACUCAACACCUUCAAUAUGGCUGCACACAAGAGGUUACGAACCAUGGGCAAGGACGCAGAGACGGCCAGCGUCGGUGGCUCUUCCCACGACUGCUCCAUCUGCCUCAACAUGAUUGCUCCUUGCCAGUCGUUAUUUGUGGCACCUUGCUCGCACACAUGGCACUUUAAGUGCGUACGCUCGCUCUUGACAGGGCCGCACUAUCCGCUAUUUGUGUGCCCUAAUUGCCGCGCGGGAGCCGAUCUUGAAGCCGACGUAGAGGACGCUGCGGAAGACUGGGAGCAGCUUCAGCAUGAGGACGCGCAAGACGAAACCGACGCUCCUCCCACUAGCCACGCAACCAGGGCGACACCUCCAACCACACCGCCACCACAGAACGAUAGUGACCCUAUGGACGAGACGAUGGCGCCGCAGCGAGAAAGCCAAAGCCCCGAGCAGCAACAGGGCAAUCUUCCACAUGCUAUUUCGGAUCCCUUGCCCAUCAGCAACAGUUCGGCGAGGCAACACGCUACGCCGUCGCCACCUGGCAACGGCAAUGCUGAAGGCCCAAUUACGCCGAGGAACGAGGUCGGGCCUUGGGUCUUUGAUGGGGGUGCUGGACGCGCUCGGCAAGAGACAGAAGACUCGGAACUUGCGAAUAGCGCACGCCUUGCGCCUCUGGGCCGAGCUACUCGUUCAAAAUUACCAUCAUGCACUGUCGGCCGUGCGACCAAGCGAGGCCUAUCGACACAGAUCGACGCCAUCCCCAAGGAGCCAACUGACCUUGACAACAUCACCACUCUACCAAACGGUCUACGUGUCGCAUCCGAGGCUCUCCCUGGUUCUUUCUCGGGUGUAGGUGUCUACGUUGACGCUGGCUCUCGUUUCGAAAAUGAGUCCCUUCGGGGCGUCUCGCACAUUAUGGAUCGUCUAGCGUUCAAAUCGACGAGCCAGCGAUCAGCAGACGAGAUGCUCGAGACGGUCGAGCAACUAGGCGGCAGCAUCCAGUGUGCCAGCUCCCGGGAGAGCAUGAUGUACCAAGCCGCGACGUUUAACCAAGCCGUGCCCGAAACCACGAAACUCCUCGCCGAAACGAUUCGCGAUCCCCAGAUCACAGAAGACGAGGUCGAUGCCCAGCUCGAGACGGCGCGAUAUGAGAUCGCCGAGAUCUGGAGCAAGCCAGAGCUGAUCCUCCCUGAGCUUGUGCACACGGCGGCCUUCAAGGACAACACCCUGGGUAGUCCGCUGCUCUGCCCGGAGGAGAGGCUGGCAAGCAUCAAUCGCGACACGGUGAUGAUGUACCGGGACCUGUUCUACAGGCCGGAACGCAUGGUGCUAGCGUUUGCGGGUAUCGAGCACGGCCAGGCCGUCAAGUUGGCCGAGGAGCACUUUGGUGAUAUGAAGAGCCUCCAGGAGAUCACAUCGACAGGGUCAGAAACAAGCGGGUCAGAUUCUGAGUCGAGCUCCUCUCCGUCAUCAUCGCCGAUACUGUCCAAGAUUCCCUUCUUCAGCAAGGGAUCGUCGAAUAAUAGCGGCGCCUCGACCGUGCAGCUCACACCGCCCUCGCAAGAGCAGAUCACGAAGCCAUCGCACUACACAGGUGGCUUCCUGUCGCUCCCGCCGCAACCGCCGUCGCUGAACCAGCAGAUCUUCACGCACAUCCACCUCGCCUUUGAAGGACUGCCCGUCGGUUCGCCGGACGUCUACGCCCUGGCUACGCUGCAGACUCUCCUCGGUGGUGGCGGAUCGUUCUCCGCCGGUGGACCUGGCAAGGGCAUGUAUUCGCGUCUCUACACCAACGUCCUGAACCAGCAUGGGUUCGUCGAGAGCUGCGUCGCGUUCAGCCACACGUACACGGAUAGUGGCCUUUUUGGCAUCUCGGCUAGCUGCAUGCCCGGUCACACCAGCGCCAUGCUGGAUAUCAUCUGCCAGCAGCUCAACGCGCUCACUCUCGAGUCCGGACACGCCAGGCUGCAGGAGAACGAGGUCGAGAGGGCCAAGAACCAGUUGAGGAGCAGUUUGCUCAUGAACCUCGAGUCGCGCAUGGUGGAGCUCGAGGAUCUGGGUAGGAGCGUGCAGGUGCACGGACGCAAGGUUCCUGUGCGGGAGAUGUGUCACGCCAUCGAGAGCCUCACCGUCAAGGAUCUGAGGAGGGUCGCAAAGGAAGUCGUCUGCGGCCUGGUCCAGAAUCCCGGUCAGGGCAGUGGUGCGCCGACGGUGGUACUCCAGGAGGCGCAGGCGUACGGACUGACGAGCCAUACCAUGAGCUGGGAUAAGAUUCAGGAUCGGAUUGACAAGUGGAAGUUGGGGCGGAGGUAA